Molecule: messenger RNA, 1859 nt
Organism: Schistocerca gregaria
Lineage: Eukaryota; Metazoa; Arthropoda; Insecta; Orthoptera; Acrididae
Product: damage-control phosphatase ARMT1-like
Exons: 7
Coding region: 431-1708 (425 amino acids)
Biological process (GO): DNA damage response
Cellular component (GO): cytoplasm; nucleus
Molecular function (GO): phosphatase activity
Source: RefSeq, a predicted model, not a curated record
ACACUUAUUUGUAUACGCAAGAGCUCGAAUAUGCCAUGCAAAAGGCUCCUUAAAGUCUUGAAAAAUCAAAGUCAUAAAGGCAGAAAAUAUUUUUUCACGAAAAGAUCCAGCAAAAAUAUUCAAAACCUAUACCGAUGUGUUCCGCGUGAUAUGUUCCUUGUUCGAUAAUCUUUGCUUUGUGUCUACUCUGAUAAUCGCCUUGUCAACAAAACUCUAGUCUAAUUAACAUAAGGAUGUAAACGCCUACACAUACACGAAUCAAAAUUCUGUGCAGCUGAAAAUCAUUUGUAGGCGAUCUGUUAGAAUUUAAAGUGACCAGGCUGCACUGUUGUUUCUUAUUCAUUUUCACACAAAUGCGAAGAUCGCAAACGACUGGUGAAGCUGAGAUACCAUCCUUCGAAGAAGUAGAAUAGAUCACUAACUCCGCGAGAUGCGGACGCCUACCGUGGUGGACGCGGAGACUCCUGUGGGACUGCCGCUGUCCGCGCGCUUCCGGCAGAGCUUCGCCUACUUCUCGAUGACCAGCCGCAACCCGGACAUCCUGGAGCACACCAUGGACUCUCUCCGCGAGAGCCCACCGGGCGGCGCGGACGUCGAGACACUCUGCAAGGAGUUGUCGCAGCUGCUGGAGGAGAUGCGCGGCGACGCGUCGUGGCCGCAGCUGACGUCGACGGCGGGCGACGCGGCGCUGUGGAACAAGCUGCUGCGCGCGGCGGGCUGCGCCUGCUCGCGCCACUGGCUGACGGCGCCCUGGAUCGUGGCCGAGUCAUACAUGUACCGCCGCGUGCGCCAGGCCGCCGAGGCUUCCGCGCUCGCGGACCCCGCGCAGCCGCCCGACCCCUUCCUGCCCGUCAAGCAGAAGACGUUCGCCGCCGGCAUGCCCGCCAUACAGGCGCUGGCGGAGUGGAUGGCUGAAGCUGGGACGACUCGGGAGGAUUUGUCGCGGUUGCUGAAGACUGCGACGCGCGCCAACGCGGCAGACCUCUCGCUGUCCGCGGGCGUCGUGCCAGAUCAAGACGAGCUGACCGCCAUCACCGCGCCCUCCGACGAGGCCUUCAUCGCCGACCAGUCCGAGACGGUGUGGACAGUGCUGCAGUCUGGAGCGGGUUGCGUGACGGUGGACCUGGUGUGUGACAACAUGGGCUACGAGCUGUUCGCCGACCUGUGCCUGGCGCAGCUGCUCACCACGCUGGGGGCCACCAGGGUGCGCAUCCAUCUCAAGGCCCAUCCAUACUAUGUGUCUGACGCAACGAUGGACGACCUGCAAUACCUGCUGGAGCAGCUGACCACUGGGGAUGCUCCAGAGGCUGCUCGCAUGCUGGCUGUGGAUUGGAAGGGCCGCUUGCAGGAUGGUGGGCCCUGGAUUGCCUCUGCUGAAUACUUCUGGACACUGCCACUCACCUAUGACCGCAUGCCCAAGGAGGACCCCAAGCUGUACGCCGAGCUGCAAGAGAGCGCGCUGGCCAUCUUCAAAGGCGACGUGAACUUCCGGAAGCUGGUGGGCGACUUGCGUUGGCCGGUGGAGACGCGGCUGGAGCAGGCCGUGCGCGGCUUCCGGCCGUGUCCGAUGGCGGCGCUGCGAACGAUCAAGUCGGAAACCGCGGUCGGGCUGACGCCGGGCCAGGAGAAACAGCUGGACGCGUCGCAGCCGGGCUGGAUGACCAGCGGACAGCUCGCCCUCAUCGUCUGCGUGCCCGAGUUCAUCUAGCAGCCGUCUCUCCACCAGAGAUCGCCUCACAAUUAAAUACAAUCAGAAAACUUGUUUUAUUUUAUCCGUGAUGCACCGAAUGAUAAACGAAAACCUGGACCUACGUGGAUAUAACGUUAUUUCUCUUUGAGGAUAAAAUUUAUUGUAAUCA